UAAAUGUGUUUUCACAUUGAACAUUUGAUUUUCUGUGUUUGAAUGCAUACAGUUAGUUGCAUGUUUCAAACAAUUCAACGUUUUAAAUUCGUUAUAUUACAUGCAAAAUUAUUUUCAAUAAUACAUAAUAAAUAUGAGCGAAAAAAGAAAAAUUGGAAUAAUUGGCAGUGGCUUAAUAGGUCAAAGUUGGGCCAUGUUAUUUACAAGCGCUGGUUACAAUGUUGUAUUAUAUGAUGUUGAACAAGCCCAAGUAAAAGCUGCCUACAACAAUAUUAAAAUUGAAUUAGAAAAAUUAGAGAAAAAUGGAAUUCUUAGAGGAAAAAUAGGAGCCAAAGAACAAUUCAAUCUCAUCAAAGGAGUUACGACUCUUGAAGAAGUGGUAAAGGAUGCCAUAUUGAUUCAAGAAUGUAUACCAGAAAUCAUCACGUUAAAACAAGAGCUUUUAAACCAUAUUGAUAAAAUUGUUGGUCCUCAAACUAUUAUUUCUAGUUCCACAUCUACAUUCUUGCCAUCCGAUCUUUCAGGAAAAAUUCAACAUCGUAACCAAUUGAUUGUUGCACAUCCUGUAAAUCCGCCAUACUUUGUACCUCUUGUGGAAAUUGUUCCUUCUGAGUGGACCGAAAGUUGGAUGAUAAAAAAAACUCGAGAGAUUAUGGAAGAAAUAGGACAAUCGCCAGUAGUCCUUACAAGAGAAGUUCCUGGAUUUGCACUGAAUCGUAUACAGUAUGCCAUUUUGAAUGAAUGCUGGCACCUUGUUAAGGAUGGUAUAUUAAAUGUAAAAGAUAUAGAUACAGUUAUGUCAGAAGGAUUAGGCAUGCGUUAUGCUUUUCUUGGUCCCUUAGAAACGACUCAUUUAAAUGCCGAGGGAUUUGAAAAUUAUGUUCAACGUUAUUCAAAUUCAAUGUACAGCGUAUGUCAACAUUUCAAACCACCGCCUAAGUUUGAAGGGGCAACAGUUAAAGAAAUUGCAGAACAAUUGAAUGCUAUGACACCAUUAGAAAAUUUGCAAAAACGUAGGAUGUGGAGAGAUCAAUCUUUAACAAAACUUUCACAGCUUAAACGAAACAAUAACUAUUAAAUAGUUAACGUUUAUUUUUAUUUUUUAUUGAUUUCUUAUAAACUUUCGUUGACUUUUUAUUAUGAUAAUUAUUUUUGUAAAAAAUUAAUGCUAAAAGAUGUUUAAGAAUUAUGAAAUUUUAUAUUAUUAUACUUUAUAAGAAUUAUUUAGACAUUUAAAUAAAUAAUGAAAAAUGUUUAUAAACACAAUAA
Molecule: messenger RNA, 1269 nt
Organism: Daktulosphaira vitifoliae (grape phylloxera)
Lineage: Eukaryota; Metazoa; Arthropoda; Insecta; Hemiptera; Phylloxeridae
Product: lambda-crystallin homolog
Exons: 6
Coding region: 134-1078 (314 amino acids)
Biological process (GO): fatty acid metabolic process
Molecular function (GO): oxidoreductase activity, acting on the CH-OH group of donors, NAD or NADP as acceptor; NAD+ binding
Source: RefSeq, a predicted model, not a curated record